AUGGAGACCAGAGACCACACGUCCGCGGUAUCGGCCCGGAUUCGAUCGCUGGAGGGACAGGUGCAACGUCGAGACAUGUUCCUGAACCACAGUGCCAAAUAG
This is a messenger RNA of Phytophthora nicotianae INRA-310, 102 nucleotides long. RefSeq lists its product as hypothetical. Bases 1 to 102 code for a protein of 33 amino acids. The record is from RefSeq and is a predicted model, not a curated record. Lineage: Eukaryota; Oomycota; Peronosporomycetes; Peronosporales; Peronosporaceae. The transcript has a single exon.